Molecule: messenger RNA, 957 nt
Organism: Cylicostephanus goldi
Lineage: Eukaryota; Metazoa; Nematoda; Chromadorea; Rhabditida; Strongylidae
Source: the annotation of a GenBank genome assembly
AUGGAUGAGAUCCAGAAAGUAGUACGAUCUAUGCAAUGUAAUAAAGCUCCUGGUCCGGAUGGUCUACCCAUUGAAUUCUAUAAGGCCUUUUUCGAAACGAACGUUGAUCCUACGACUGAUCCUACGACUGAUCCUACAGUUGAUCCUACGAUUGAUCCAGGUGAUCCAGGUAAUCCAGGUGAACCAGGUAAUCCAGAUAUAGAUCCAGGAUAUCCAGGUGAACCAGGUGAACCAGGUAAACCAGGAAUAGAUCCAGGAUCUAUUGAUGAUAGCAGCUAUUCAGAUUGUGCAAAGUGUUUAUUAAUACUGUUUAAUAAGAUCUGGAAUGGUGACUUCCCUAGUGACUGGAAUACUGCUUCGAUCAUAUCUAUACCUAAGAAAGGUGACUUAACGGAUUGUAGUAACUACCGUGGUAUCUCUCUCUAUAUUAGUAUACGUGAGAUAUGUCAAAGAAGAAGAAUGAAUGGUGAUCACACCUACCUGGCCUUUCUUGAUCUUAAGAAGGCUUACGACUCCGUUCCUAUCUAUAACAUCCUUACUAAGCUUUACAAUAUGGGUAUACGUGGUAAUACUUAUACAUUCCUUACAAACCUUUACCUUACUUCGAAAGCGCAUGCAACUCAUCAUGGUAACCAGUCCAAGGACUUUCCAGUACAUCGUGGUGUUCGUCAAGCUCCAUCCCAGAUGGCCAUGGAUCAUCUACUAGAAAGAGUACAGGCCUGGGCCCUAAAGAAUGAAAUGGCCUUUGGUAUUAAUAAGUGUGCAACGCUUGUGGUGAAACCCCUAAGUGUCGAUCCUACGCUUGAUCCUCAACCCCUAGGUGUUGAUCCAACGCUUGAUCCUAAACCCCUAGGGGUCGAUCCAACACUUGAUCCUAAACCCCUAGGGCUUAUGGCAAGAGUUCCGAAUGAAUUCACUCUCUGCGAUCUGUGCUCUUGCUCAACGUCACAGCUUUAA